This is a messenger RNA of Branchiostoma floridae (Florida lancelet), 1921 nucleotides long. Its product is annotated as E3 ubiquitin-protein ligase TRIM9-like. The coding region runs from base 34 to 1716 and encodes 560 amino acids. The record is from RefSeq and is a predicted model, not a curated record. Lineage: Eukaryota; Metazoa; Chordata; Leptocardii; Amphioxiformes; Branchiostomatidae. Gene Ontology annotation, molecular function: zinc ion binding. The transcript is spliced from 9 exons.
AACAAUUCUCACAGUGCCAAAAUAUGUGCUCCUAUGUGCUUUUUCCACUGGCUGAAACACUCAGCCAUUUAUGUACUCACUGUGUUGUACAAAGCUGCAUCAUACAGCCUGACAUUUGGAAGUGUGGGGUUUGUGAUGAUCUUAAAUACAGUCGACUUUCACAGACACUUCAUUUCUACCCGCCAUUUUUUCCAGGGCAAAAAGAGUGCCGAGCCAGAGACUACAGUUCUGCAAGCAACAGAGACUCACACAGAAGGAGAGACUGACGUAUUGGGGGAAGAUGUCGACACUGAUUCCUUAGAGCCAGAUGGGGAAGAGGUCCUUGUUGUAUCAGAUGAAGAUGAAAUUGAAGAUGAUGUUGCAGAUUUUGAAUUAACAAAUGCACCUGAAACAACAAAUACACCUGAAACAGCAAGUACACCUGAAACAGCAAAGGCACCUGAAGAGGAGGAAGGUGUAGCAAAGGCAGAGGAAGACAACCCUGAAGACUGCAAACCCAACAUCCCUGGAUCUGAAGAAAAAUGUGAUGGCACAUCUGAAGAGGAAAGCAAUUUGCCAGAGGGAGCCAGUACAGCGAGCUCGCCCCACACUGAUGGUGAAAGUGGGAACAAAACCCCCACCAGUGAUGACAUUGAAGGGAUCAAAACAAAUAUCGCAGAAUCUCAAAAAUACCUAAAAGCUGCACUGAAAGUUUAUGAAGAAGAUGAAGGAAUUACAGUUGAAGAAACAACUCAAGAUACGACUGCCUUGAAAGCAGACGACAAAGAUGAAGGGAUUCCUGAAGAAGGAGCUAUGGAAGGUGCUGAUGUAGAGGAUGGAGGAAGUGAUGAGGAAGAAUCAGAUGAUGAUGUGACAAGUUUCCCCUGUCCAACGUGCAGGAAAAAUGUGGAGUUUGAGAGGGGGAGGGGACUGGAAAGUCUGCGUAGAAACAUCACACUGGAGAACAUCAUUGAAAGGUUCAGGUAUCGAGAGCUGGCAAAGGGAACCAAACGAUCGCCCGUCCUGUGUGACGUGUGUGACGCAGACCCCCCUCCCAAAGCCACCAAAACAUGCCUGACGUGUCAGAUCUCGUACUGUGAUAACUGUGUGAGGACCACCCACCCCAGCAACAAGAAGGCUUUUGCCAGGCAUAAACUGGUGGAGCCACAGCAGGCAAAACGAAAGGUGCUGACCUGCCCUGACCAUGAGGAUGAGAAGUUGAACAUGUUCUGCUGUGUGGAUGAGAUGCCCAUCUGUGCCCUGUGUAAACUGGUGGGGAAACACAGCGAACACAAGGUGGCAGCACUCGCACAGAUGUACAGGGCUAAAAAGGAAUCGGUGGCAGACAGUGUGUCCAGAUUGGAGAAAGAGUUAAAGGAACUUGGAGCAUUUGUGACCAAAGUGAAACAGUCCAUCACUGAACUGGAGAUGAACAGUGAAAGCUUGAAGUCUCAGCUGUCGUUGGCAAUAGAAGAACUGUGUGGAAACUUACAGAACAGGAGAGAGGCUAUGGUGAAGGAAGUGGAACAGGAAAAAGAAGUACAGCUGGAGCUCCUGCAGGUAGAGCUGGCCACACAUGAGGAGCAGGUGAAGAAGAUGGAUGCACUGAUGAUGUAUGCUAAGGAGGCACUGAAGGAGGAGGACCAUGCCAGCUUUCUACAGAGUGUGAGAGAGGUGGAUGGGAGCCCCUGGACCAGUAGAAAUCCUGCGGGAAGCCUGCCAUGCCACCAGUGGUAAAGCUAUCCUACACUGGCAGCCAAAGACUAAAGGUGUUGUUGACAGCUACACAAUCACCUGCCUUAUCAAAUCGCUGUCCUGGACAGAGGAGAUCGCAAAGGUGACCUGCCCACAGCCUUACCAGAUCUUCACCGACCUCAGGCCCAGCACAAAGUACAUCUUCCAGAUCUGUGCUAACAACAAGUGUGGGCCUUCUCCUGCUGAG